AUGGAGACGAUGGAGCAACAAAGACAUUCUCUCUCUUCUUUGCCUAUGCUCUCUAGGCUUGAUCAUUUGGAUUUCGUUAUAAAGAAUUUAGAAAGACAACAAAACCUUCCGAAAUGGAAAGAUGAAAGUGCAGCUACCACACGUGCGUUAAUCGAUAGAGGCACAGCGGUUAGAGAAGCUUAUUUCAAAGGAUCGUUGCUAGAUCGAAUCGCGGCUUUGGAGACUAGACUUUUUCAGAUAUGUUUGGAGUUGGAAUCGAGCAGUGCAUCUUCUACUUCAACUGGAGGGUCCGGUGAAACAUCAAGCCAAAGGAUUAAGAAAGAUUUGACAAAGGCAUUACCCAUUUUCACUAGCAACAUCAAUCCUUUUCAUAUCCCCUUACAACAUCCAAAAGACCCUCGGGAAAUGGAAGACAAGAUUGAAGAAGAGAAAGAGGAAGAGAUAAAUAUCGAGAAACCAUUAUUGGAGACGAAGAAGGAGAAAAAGGAUGCUAAUGAAACUUGCAAACCAAAGAAAAAGAAGACAAAAUCUCCCAAGAAAUGGUCUCGAUUAAAUUUAUUGGGUUGCUAAUUUCAGUUUGUUGUUGUUUGCACUAUGCAUGAUUUCAUCUUUCGUUUUAAACCUAAGUUUUUUUUCG
Messenger RNA from Eutrema salsugineum, 637 nucleotides. RefSeq lists its product as uncharacterized. Lineage: Eukaryota; Viridiplantae; Streptophyta; Magnoliopsida; Brassicales; Brassicaceae. The transcript has 4 exons. The record is from RefSeq and is a predicted model, not a curated record. Bases 1 to 570 code for a protein of 189 amino acids.